Molecule: messenger RNA, 7256 nt
Organism: Xyrauchen texanus (razorback sucker)
Lineage: Eukaryota; Metazoa; Chordata; Actinopteri; Cypriniformes; Catostomidae
Gene: dlgap4a
Product: discs, large (Drosophila) homolog-associated protein 4a
Exons: 14
Coding region: 251-3388 (1045 amino acids)
Biological process (GO): signaling
Cellular component (GO): glutamatergic synapse; postsynaptic specialization
Molecular function (GO): molecular adaptor activity
Source: RefSeq, a predicted model, not a curated record
GGCGAGUGUUUUCGGGGGCCCUUCCGUGAGGAGGAACACACAAGGACGGAGCGGAUAUUCGCGGAUGUUUGAAUGACACGAACCAUCAAUUAUUGGGGGGAUUUUUCCAUAUGUGUGGAGCGUUCCGGAGUGUCCAUCCAUUGUUAUGGACUCCUGAUAAUGUAAAGAACCAGACUGAGGGGGCACCCUCCAGGGCUGUAGCGUCUCUGCAUCUGAGAGUAUGUUCUAGUGUGGACCCUUCACAGCAACCAUGAAAGGCUUAGGGGCCAACCGUAGCCGACAUCUCUCAGAUACCUGCGACCCCACUGCAGGUCCCCAGGAGCCCUUGUGUCCCCUGGCCCCGGACCCCCAUGUCACCUACAUCCUGAGCCCCACCAUCAAUCAUUAUGGCACUCUGGAUCCUCAUCUGCAACACUUUCCAGUUUCCACCACCACAUCCCUGCAGUCAGAAUACCUGCUGCCCCUAAACAAUCAGCUGACGAACAGCAGCACCUUCCCUCGACUCCAUUACACCACCCAACCGGAUCAGAGCGAGUACACGCAGGGAUGUGUGACUCAGACAAGCAGUCGUUCGGGCACCCUCACCUCCUCUAUGUCUAUGGGCAUGGGUCUCGGCCUGGGACUGAACGCUCCUGCCAUGAUCACCAGUGGCACUGCUACCAUCUCGUCAGCGGCUGCUGCAAAGAUGAACCGGAUUCCAGCCAACCUCCUCGACCAGCUGGAACGGCACCUGCCACUCCAGCGAGAUGGCUUCAGCACGCUGCAGUUCCACCAGCGCAGUCGCGGCUCCAAGCAGCGUAGCGAGAGUCCAAGCCGCAUCCGCAACCUAGUGCAGUCCGUGCAGAAACUCUUCGCUAAGUCGCAGUCUUUGGAGGUGUCGGCGGUCAAAGGGAGCAUUACUACAGGUCAAGGUGGGGAAACCGCCAAGACGACCCGACGAAGCAAAAGCAAAGACCGUGCAAAGACAGAGGGCAACAAACGACGACCACGGCCCAGCCUCUCAGGAUUCUGGAGCUCGGACGACGGCUUAGAUGAUGAGCCAACGACUCAGCCCACCGUCGGUCCAUUAGCAGUGGCGUAUCGUAACCCAUUGAGUAUGAUGACGCUGGGGAGAGCUGUGUCGGACAGUCAGGCAGCACCCAGAACACACCCACAGGGAUACAACACCAUCGCAGCACACCCGCUAAAAUCGUCCAAGAGCAGCGGCGAUCUGAAGCCACAGUUAGUGCCAGCACCCUCCAGUGGCCAAACAGGGGACAACACGCUGGUGAAGAGAGGCUCCUGGUCAACAUUGACCCUCAGUCAGGCCAGACAGGUGCUUCAGAAGGGCUCAGCCACUGUGAAUCGGACCCUGCUCAAGUCCAAGUCAUGCCAUGGUCAGGAGAUGACCUGCAACUUUCUACAGGUGCCUAAGGGUGAGUCAAGUGGGACGCUGGGUAAGACAGGGGCUGCAGGCGAGAUCCCGUGCAGGAGAAUGCGCAGCGGCAGUUACGUUAAAGCCAUGGGAGACACGGAGGACAGUGAUGAUUCAGACAGCCCACCCUCACCGAAACCCUCGCCUAAGACCACCGCCAGACGACAGAGUUACCUGAAGGCCACACAGCGCUCUCUGAGCGAACAGCAGCCGCCACUACCGCCACGCAUCUGUAUGCCGUCUCUAUGCGAGGUCGCCACCAAUCGCAGUAUGGAUGACUUGGACUGUUUGAUGGCACCGAGUGAGGCGGUCCUGCAGCACUGGGAUGCAGAUGUGGGAUUCAUUCAGGGCUGUGCAUCACUGGGACGAGGGACUACCAUGAGCCAGGUGGACCAGGGUUACCUGAGCAGCACGGUUUACAGGCAGGUGGACUCUCAGGCAGUGAGGGCUUUGGAUCUGCCCAUGCCCACCUGCUUCAGGUCUCGAAGCCACAGCUACCUGCGGGCGAUUCAGGCCGGCUGCUCUCAAGACGACGACACGGGCUCCGUGGACUCCGAUGAAAGUCUGCCCACAACAGCAUCCAUCAGUUGCUAUAAAAACAACACCGUUGCCUAUAAGAAGGCUCCACCACCUAUUCCUCCACGUACAACCUCGAAACCCUAUAUCUCUGUAACGGUCCAGAGCAGCACCGAAUCCGCACAGGACACGUACUUGGACAGUCAGGACCAGCGCAGCGAGGUCAACAGCCAAUCAGGACGCAGCAAUUCUUCCGACAGCCUCGCCAGCUCUCGUACAGGAAGUUUGGUGAAGUGUGCCAAGCGGCCACCCAUCCUGCCCCCCAUCCCAGCCCCGAGGGAACCCGUACCCCUGCCCAGCGCGAGAGUUACCACCCCGCCUCCUGCUGUUGUUCCACCCUUUCCCGCCCCAGAUGUUAAAAAUGAGCCAGUGAGACUGACGGUGGCAGCUAACGAAGCACAAGCUCCGCCCAAAAGAAAACUAUCAUCGAUUGGUAUUCAGGUGGAUUGUGUUCAGCCGGUACUGAAAGAGGAACAAACUCCCACGACCAGGUUUCAGUCUAUCGGAGUUCAAGUUGAAGACGGCAGGCCACUCAGUCGCUUCACUAGCAUGGCGUCUAGACAGGAGACAACGGAGGCCGAAUCUCAGGAGCAGUCCGACGGUAAAACUGCUGCGAAUAAGAUGCCCAACCAAUGGCUGGACGGUGGCGUGCACAAACCCUCGAGAUCAGACAUGACUCACUGCAGUUCUGCCUCGCUGCAGGAAACACUAGACCCCGCACUGGAUCCGUCCUCGCUCCCCCCACCUGACCCCUCGCUGCAGGAUGGGACUGGGAGCGUGAAUGGAGCCUUGGAGCAGCCCGGGGCAGCGGCGUGCCUCAGAGAUGGACGCUGCUUCCAGAAGCUUCUUCAAGCAGAGACGGAACGCAUGAAGGCCUGGUGUCAACAGAUGGAGGAGGAGACCAAAGACAAACAGUUGUCAGAGGAGGUGUUGGGAACGAUCCGCAGUGCAGUCGGCAGCGCUCAACUCUUAAUGUCUCAGAAGUUCCGGCAGUUCCAGGGGCUUUGUGAGCAGAACCUGGAUGCAAACGCUCAGCCGCGGCCCACGGCGCAGGAUCUGGCGGGGUUCUGGGAUCUACUGCAGCUGACCAUCGAAGACAUCAGCAUGAAGUUUGACGAGCUCCACCUACUCAGGGCCAACGACUGGAAGAUGUCCGAGACGCAGGAGAAAAAGGAGAAGAAGCCAGCUUCUGCACACACACCAAAGAAGACGGUAAAGAUGAAAUCCACCAGCGGGAAGGAAAAAAGUGUCGACUCGACUGUGGCCGACAAGCAACGCCAGGAAGCCAGAAAACGCCUGAUGGCUGCCAAGCGAGCGGUCUCCGAACGACAAAACUCUGCCACGGAGAGCGCCGAAAGCAUCGAAAUCUACGUUCCAGAGGCCCAAACGCGACUUUAAGAAAACGACAAGCAAAAACUCGUUCACCCUAAUCCACCUCUCUAACGGGAAAUCCCUGUCUUGCACACACGGUCGGGCACUCGUAUUGAGGAUACUAGGGCUGGAUCUGAAGGUGUGGCGUGCAAAAAGGAGGCGUGGUAAACCACAAGCAAAAAAUAAUGAACAGAAAAAAAGAGCUAUUCAUUUUUGAACGCUACUGCGUCACCGCUGCCACAGAAGAACCUCCUGUUGACGUCUGUUUCUAUGGUUACCCUUGUUAUAAUUAUAAAUGUUAUAAAAGUGAAUUAUCUCAUGGAAUAUAUCAAGACUUUGUCUGUAAAUUGUGCCGAUAUCUCUGAAAGACGUUAUUUGCCGCGUCAGAUCUCUGACCCUUUAUACACAUCACAUGACCCGCAUCACAUAGAAAAAGACCCACCAAGCUCUCCAGGACGGCCUUUUUUUGCGCCCCUCGUACAGAAUGCACUCAGGACCUGCACGUGUGCACUUGUAUUUCAUCGACGCAGUCUUCCUGUUCUCACAAAUACACGUUUAUUUAACUUUUCGCUGUAUUCGUUCUUGGUUCGUCAAUCUUUGGCCGCAUGGAGCAGCUUCAGGGGGAGCAAGAACACGCAAGGCAUUUGAAUGGUGUCAUGAAUGUGAAAUUGAAGCAAUUUUAAGCGUCCAGUUUGUAGAAGCUUCUGGAACUCUUUGGGUAGAUGAUUUGAUGGUACAACAGAUACUUGAAAAUCAGUAAAAAUCAACGCAGGAUGUCGAGAGUAAAAUAGCACAGAUCCCAAACCAUCCCAAUCAGAAAGAGAGAAAAUUCCAGCAUUCCACUUAUUUUCGCUUUUAACGUUCACUUGUGUUUCGUUUUUAUUUUCUCGUUUUGUCACCAUAGUAAAAAUGUCGAUAAUGUUUCUAUAAAUUGUAGUUUUCACUCCAGUAAAAUUGAUUCAGAAACACGUUGAGUGAUUUAAAAAAAUUCAACAAAUUUUCCAAAUGCUGUUUUCUGUUGUCCAAUCAUUCCAUGUCUACUUUAGCACACGGUAUUCCCAAACUGUAUCCGGUGGAUGUGGAUCAGUUCAAGCAAUGACAGUAAAAUCGUGUCUUUUUGUGUGACUAAUUAAUUUGUGAUUUUCUUUCCAUUAUUAUGAUUUCUUUAUCAUAUAUUAAAAGCUUGCUGAUAUGAUUUGGAGAACUUUCAGGUACCAGAAAAACUGAUUUAAUUUAUUUUCUUUCCUCUUGUGCCUCAUUCAUGAAAUUCAAGCAAAAUGUUUUUCUGUGUGAACUGUUCGUGCUUUCAUUAAUUGCUGUAUUCAAUUCAGUGUGGCUCUUUAAGAAUGGUUUUACGAACAGUUUACCCAGAAAUUCAUUCUGUGAAUUUUUUGGUUUGCAUCGUCAACACACCCAAAAUCUUUUAUUUCCACCAAAAACAACCAGACAAGCUGUUGGUCACAUAUUUAAAGGCAAAGUGUGUCAUGUGUGAUAUUUCAAAAUAAGAUAUUGCUAAAGUAAUGAUUUGCUUCCAAACACUCCUACCACCUUUCCUUGGACUGCCAUUGGUCAUUAAACAUGUAGUCCCGCCCCCAAUCUCACGCCAUUGGUUGAGACUGAACUGGGAGUAUUGCUGCCCGUUUGUUUUCAUGCAAAUUACCAAUGAUCCUGAUUCGAAGAGUCAUCAAGGUCAAACCAAACUGUUUGCGAUGGAAGUGGACGUCAAGCUAGGGAAAGAAAACCAUUAUUUUGAGUUGGCAUCUCGUUAUUUCAGUUAUCUUGUUAUUUUGGUUUAAAGUACUAAACAAAAGAGAUACUACCUCCCUAGAUGCUCACUUGAUAAUUUGAGAUGUUAUGUCAUUGUUUUGAAAUGAAGUCAAUAUAAUGAGAUGCUCAGAAUAAUGACAGUAAUAAAUAAAGUGUGCUGUAUUUCGCCAAUGUAUUUCAUUGGCGGAAAUGGGCUUCCAUCAUUUUCCAAAGCCAAAAGAGUCCAUUUGAUUGGAGGAUGACAAGUUCCUGUUCAUGCCAUUUGGUUUAGGCAGAUUUUCUUUUUCAGUUUGUUUUGUACUCCCAAUCUCUGCUAUAAGCACCUGCUAAAUCAACGAAUCCCUAAAAUCUGAUUCGUUGAUGGGAAGGUUUUUCCUGGAACAUGUCCUACUUUGUCAUUUAAACACUAUGUGGAGUUAUGAUUAUUAUCAAUGUUCCAAUGUAGUUUUUGUAAGCAAUGCAAUGGAAAACAAAGGUUAAAAUAUAUAUGCUCUUGCAUUAAAGGGUUUCCAUUUUCAAUUGACUCAUGAACAUUGACAAACAAAAUAUCAUCUGGUAUGAUUCUUAUCUCUGUUUUGUCACGUUUGUACACUAGACUGUUUGUAGAAGUAGGUUAAGCUCAAUCGAAAGCAUUUGUGGCACGAUACCACAAAAGAUUAUUUUGACUCCUCCCUCAUUUAUUAAAGAAAAAGAAGCAAAAAUGUUGGUUCCAGUAAGGCACAGACAAUGGAAGUGGGGCCAGUCCAUAAACAUUAAAAUACACCGUUUAUAGCCACAAGGUAUAAACAUUACAUGUGGUAUCUUUGUUAUAAAUUUCAUCAUACCGCUGGAGAUCAAUUGAGGGCAUUGAAAGGUUAAACAUGAUCAGCUGAUUCUCGUCUCUUAAGAUAUCUCCAUUCUUGACCUCUACUUGACCUUUCAUGCAUUUCAAAGCAAAUCCUAAUAAUCAGCACAAAUUUCCGAACUCCGCAUGGCACCUACAGAGUCUUAAAGCGUUUGUAUUCUUGUGGAAGGACUGAGAAUUGACUUCAAUUGAAAAUCAACAGACUCAAGUGCAUCAAUCUUCAGUCUUAAUAGGGCUACACUGGACUGAACACACGGAGGAAACUUCUGCGAGACUUUCAAUGGACUCCUAGCCUGUCUUUGUACAUUUUUAUUUCAGUUUUUUACAGAUGACGUCUCCGAUAUUUUGAAGGGACUUUAAAACGGGGUGGCAUUGGAUGAAAUAACCGGAUACAAAUCAAAAGCAUUUGUCUCUUGUUUUGUAGGUAGCCUGUGAUAACCAAUGACGUGGUCUGAUGCUACAUUUGCAGACAAAUAUUACGUUUCCAAAUCGGAUCAAGCUUUGCAUCGAUGGCCGCGUGCACACAUUGACAACUGUAUGUUGAAGUCAUCAAGUUGUUAUUUGUGCUUUUGUUUGUCUUCUGCAUUUGCAGAGAAUCGCCAGGUUUAAUGGAAUAGUUCAUCCAGUUGUGAUCAAGAGGAACACAUGCAAUCAAAUCAGUCAUUUCAAUAUGCACACAGGCCCGACUCUCACUCUUACGUCUCCAGAGUCUAGAGAAAGAUAGAUUUAUUAUAGAUAUGGUUGAUGGUUCUUAUUUUUCGAAACUGACAUGUUUUAAAGUGAUAUAGAUAUACGAUGUUACUCUGUAGAUUGUAGGAUUGUUGUUGUGAAUAUUUCUUUUACAACAAAAAUAAAGUUUUAUUUAACAAGAUGAUAGCGGAACAAUGGGGUAAAUGUUUGUUCUUUGUGCACAGAUGGGAGGGACGUUGAAUUAAUGCACAUUGUUCUGAAUCAUAAAGGUUGGUGACGUAUUUUGGACUGUAAAAGGAAGACAAGCAUCUGUUAUCUGACAAACAUCAUACUUGUGCUUUAAAGUUUUUUUUCUUGUGGUACAGAAACACAAAGGCCAACAGGUUUAAGGUUCAUGGGGGGAUCUUACGAAGCCUGUUAAGAACAUGUGCAGGAUAUAUUUUUAAUAUUUCACCCAAUAAUUUAAAGAAAUGGUAUUUUGCAUAAAAUUACGUUAUUUUAGGGCUUUUAAGAUGUUUUGCGUUAACAUUAUUUUCAUCCCAUUCACCCAUUUUCAUGACUGUAAUGCAAAAAAAAUUCAAAUAAAUAAAUAUU